Messenger RNA from Hypomesus transpacificus, 3802 nucleotides. RefSeq names its product solute carrier family 4 member 1a (Diego blood group) (gene slc4a1a). Gene Ontology annotation, molecular function: monoatomic anion transmembrane transporter activity; solute:inorganic anion antiporter activity; bicarbonate transmembrane transporter activity. Bases 191 to 2944 code for a protein of 917 amino acids. Gene Ontology annotation, cellular component: plasma membrane; basolateral plasma membrane. Gene Ontology annotation, biological process: regulation of intracellular pH; transmembrane transport; monoatomic anion transport. NCBI's taxonomy places the organism in Eukaryota, Metazoa, Chordata, Actinopteri, Osmeriformes, Osmeridae. The record is from RefSeq and is a predicted model, not a curated record. The transcript has 21 exons.
UCAUGUGGGUGUUCCCUCAACUGCCCAAUCUCUCUCUGGUUUCCAUCAGUCUCGGGUCACUCUAUCAUUGGGUACGGCGACACGGUGAUCGAACUUCUCCUUGGCCCAGAGAGCAGGCUCGGAUACCUGUGUACAGGGUGUGCACAAGCUUGACUAAAAGGACUGACGACAAAAGCUCUGAGACACACCAAUGGAAAACGAUCUGUCUUUCGGACAGGACAAUGACAUGUCCUCUGAGGAGAAUGAUUCACUCGUUCCAUCUAUGCUAAGGCUGACUCCUUCAGACCGGUAUGGCUACGACCUGGAGAUGAGCGGGCAGGAGGAGGACAUCAAGCUCCCCAUGCCGAUGAGCCUUCCUGUUGCCACAGAUGCUUUUCUCAACAUGAACACCAAUGCCACCACCAGAGGAGACGCUCAGGCAUAUGUGGAGUUGAACGAGCUCAGGGGCAGCACCUGGCAGGAGACUGGUCGAUGGGUGGGCUUUGAGGAGAAUAUGAACCCAGCCACGGGCACCUGGAGCCCCUCCCACAUCUCCUACCUCACCUUCAAGAGUCUGAUCCAGCUCCGCAAGACCAUGAGCACAGGUGUGGUCAUCCUCGACCUAAACGCAGGCAGUCUGCCUGCUGUGGCCGAAAGUGUGGCAGACCACUUGCUGAGGAAGAACGAGAUCCGCUCAAGUGAUCGAGACGUCCUUCUGAGGGCUCUCCUGCAGAGACGCAGUCAGUCUGAGGGACAACCUAUUCAAGUUACACCAGGAGGCAUAGAGAUGCAGACGUUUUCUGUCACCAAGCAGAGAGAUAAAUCUGAUAGUAUUGAAGCCUCCAUCGUCCUGUCAGGGGUCCUGGACUCGCUGGAGAGUCCGGCUGUGGCCUUUGUCAGGCUGAAGGACUCUGUGGUGAUGGAGUCGGUUCUGGAGGUCCCUGUGCCGGUGCGCUUCGUGUUUGUCCUGGUGGGGCCCAGCAACAGCGGCCUGGACUACCAUGAGAGUGGGCGGGCCAUGGGAGCACUGAUGGCUGACUGGGUGUUUAGUCUGGAGGCGUACCUGGCUCAGACUGACAAGGACCUGACCAAUGCCAUCGCUGACUUCAUGGACUGCAGCAUUGUCAUCCCGCCCACUGAGAUCCAAGACCAGACUAUGCUCCAGCCAAUCAUCAACUUCCAGAAGCAGAUGCUGCGAGACAGACUCCGCCCCUAUGACACCCGCCUCAUCAUAGGUGGAGAUGCUAAAGUGGACACGGGUCCCGAGGAGCCCAGAGAAGACCCUCUGGCACGCACAGGCUAUCCGUUUGGUGGGAUGGUGAAAGACCUCAAGCGCCGUUACCGCCAUUACAUCAGCGACUACACCGAUGCUCUGAAUCCUCAGGUCUUGGCAGCUGUCAUUUUCAUCUACUUUGCUGCCCUAUCACCUGCCAUUACCUUCGGAGGACUUCUUGCUGACAAGACCGAGCAGAUGAUGGGCGUGUCAGAGCUCAUGAUCUCCACCUGUAUUCAGGGCAUCAUCUUCUGCCUCAUUGCUGCGCAACCUGUUCUGGUCAUCGGCUUCUCAGGACCACUAUUGGUGUUUGAGGAGGCUUUCUAUGUAUUUUGCAAGUCUCAGGACCUGGAGUAUAUAGUGGGCCGCAUCUGGGUGGGUUUGUGGCUGGUGAUCAUAGUGGUGAUCAUCGUGGCUGUCGAGGGCAGCUUCCUGGUCAGAUACAUCUCCCGCUUCACCCAGGAGAUCUUUUCCAUCCUCAUCUCCCUCAUCUUCAUCUACGAGACCUUCAGCAAGCUCAUGAGGAUCUUCAAAACUCACCCUUUGAUUCUGAACUACGACCACUUGAACGACACCCAUGACAACCCAUUCCACCCGGUGAUCAAGGAGCACAUUGAAAUCCAUCCCGAUGGCAACAUCACAAUAAAGGAGUUGGAGAUAGAGAGACCGUACCCCAACACAGCUCUUCUCUCCAUGUGUCUGAUGUUUGGAUGUUUCUUCAUCGCAUACUUCCUCCGCAUGUUCAAAAAUGGCCAUUUCCUUCCGGGUUGGAUUCGUCGUUUGAUCGGAGAUUUUGGCGUUCCCAUCGCUAUUUUCAUUAUGAUUGCUAUAGACAUCAAUAUCGAGGAUGCCUACACUCAGAAAUUGGUGGUGCCAAAGGGACUCAUGGUGACCAACCCAAAAGUCCGAGGCUGGUUCAUUAACCCCAUGGGAGAGCACAAGCCUUUCCCCACCUGGAUGAUGUUUGCCUGCUGUGUUCCCGCCCUUCUCGUCUUCAUCCUCAUCUUCCUCGAGUCCCAGAUCACCACACUUAUUGUGAGCAAACCCGAAAGGAAGAUGAUGAAGGGUUCUGGUUUCCAUUUUGACCUCCUCUUACUGGUGACCAUGGGGGGCAUCGCGUCUGUGUUUGGAGUGCCGUGGUUGAGUGCUGCCACUGUGCGUUCUGUCACCCACGCCAACGCUCUGACUGUCAUGUCCAAGGGCCCCAAGCCUGAGAUUGAGAAGGUGCUGGAGCAAAGAAUCAGUGGCAUGCUUGUGGCUAUUAUGGUUGGUGUGUCUAUCCUCAUGGAGCCCAUCUUGAAGAUGAUUCCCAUGACUGCCUUGUUUGGAAUAUUCCUCUACAUGGGUAUCACCUCACUCAGUGGGAUUCAGAUGUGGGACCGCAUUCUUCUGAUGUUUGUACCCAAGAAAUACUUUCCGCAGGAUGCCUAUGCUACCAGGGUGAAGACCUUGCGGAUGCACAUGUUCACCUUGAUCCAACUUGUGUGCUUGGCCGUGCUGUGGGCGGUGAAGAUGAGCCCUUUCUCUCUGGCUCUGCCCUUCGUAAUCAUCCUCACCAUCCCAUUGCGCAUGCUCCUGACUGGUGGAGUCUUUUCAGCCACGGAGAUGAAAUGUCUGGAUGCUGAUGAUGCCAAAGUGAAGUUUGAAGAGGAGCCAGGAGAGGAUAUGUACCAUGAGUCCCCAUUGCCAUAAAUACCUUUAACCUGAAGAAGAAUUCCAGUCAAUUCAAAUCUAGCUUUUUAUGUAGUUUUUUUUUGUAACAGAAGGUUGUGCAAAUUGGAUUCCAAAAUAUAUAUAGUUAUCUUUGAGUAGUUCUGUUCUUAAUCUAAUUACUCUGCAAUAGGUGUAUAUUUUUUAUUUUUCUCUAAACCUCAUUGAUAUUGCAUUGUCCAAUCAAAAUCAAAUUUCUCAGGUGAGAAUUUAAACUUUUUUCUGAAGUAUAUAUCUGAAGUAUAUAUAAAGUUAUACAAUAGUUUCAAAGUGCCUUGAAGGUUCCAUUGCAUCAACAUUAUGAUAUAGAAUAAAAAAAUAUCUAACACGUCUACACAGAUCAAACUAUUUUCCAAAAUCUGUGAAUUUCGUGAGAUUUCCUUACUCAGUCCUUUUAUACCUUAAGAUGUUUUUUGUUAAUCAUUUGGUUCAAGCUUUUUUGUGAUAAUGCCUGCUGACUAAAAGACCAUAUGCAUUUGGUCCUUUUGUUCUUAAAAUUGCUAUUAUGUGUGAUUGGGUUGCCAUACUUUUAUAGAUUCUGUAAAUAUAUAGCCAAAAGUAUUUAAUGAGUGUCCAGUGAAUGUAUUCACCUCAUGGGGCAUGCUUUCAGAAUUGCAAACUUGGUAAGGAGCUGGAGUGAUUGCUUUGACAGUUGGGUGAACAGUAUCUACAUUUGAAUGUAAAUAUAUUGUUAUUAUCACAUAAAUCUAGUUGUCUUCUACCAUUGUAUCAUCAGUAAUGCACAUAAGGCAGUUUGCUCGUUCAUUAUUGUAUGUCUGUGCUUGUAUCACUAUGCAACUGCUGUGAUGUACACCUUAUCAAUUAAAAACAUUCACGUGA